CGACGGAGCUGUCAAACAGCAGCACUGAUGAAGCACUAACACCACCCCGUGCGCUCCGACAAACACCACACUUUGCUCUUUUGUGGAGACAAGGACGACACAAGCAGACAUCCAGGUCACUUCAGCCUUUCUUUGGGGGUUGAUUUGGACUUAUUAACCCCGCCUGCGACGGAAGAAAACUUCCUGUUUUGGAUCAAGCUAAUGUUUGUUAGCUCUGUGCUAAGCUAGGGGUUUGUUGACAAAACAGCCAAUCAGCUGUUUCUGGACUUUGUGGUUUUUUUGAUCAAUGCAACAAGAGAAAGGCAUGGGACCCAGCUUCAAUUGCUCCUGUAAACAUCUCAAAGAAAUACUUAGGUCUCCAAAGGCUCACUAAACAUCUGUCAAACAUGUGAAAACCCUCUCAUCCUGGUGGACUCCCCACUUACAAGCAGUGAGGAACUCGACUAGUUGGAAACAUCUUGGAUCCAGCCAGGGUGUGUCACCAGGGGUGCCCUCAACAAAAGAAAUAUUAAACUGAAGUCUAUGCGUGUGACAUAUUCUCUCCCAGGACCCAAACAGAGUGAAGUCUGUGCUGCCGUGGAACCCUCGGCACCAUUAAAACAAUCUAGUCCUCUUGUCAUGUGGGUACAGUGCAGAAAAAGGCCCAUACUACCCUCACUGGUAUCACCGUCUUUCACAUCAACAUGGACCGGAAUAAACGCAACUCCAUCGCUGGGCUUCCUACGCGACCCGAAUGUGUCAACGAGGACAGAGAUGGUUUCGGAGGGGUAGGGGGCAGCGAGAUGGGCAUGGGCCCGCCUUCACAGGUGGGCAGGGUGUGGCCAUCAUCCUACAGAGCCCUCAUCAGUGCCUUCUCCUGUCUUACGCGCCUUGAUGACUUCACCUGUGAGUGGAUUGGCUCUGGAUUCUUCUCUGAUGUCUAUAAGGUACGUCAUCGGGCUACAGACCAAGUUAUGGCUCUGAAGAUGAACAAGCUCAGCAGCAACAGAGCCAACAUGUUGAGAGAGGUCCAGCUAAUGAACCGGCUCUGCCAUCCGUACAUUCUCAGGUUCAAGGGAGUGUGUGUCCACGAAGGCCAGCUUCACGCUCUGACAGAGUACAUCAAUGGUGGAAACCUGGAGCAGCUUAUAGACAGCAACAAACACCUGAGUUGGCCCACGAGGGUUAAACUUGCCUCUGAGAUCGCCAGCGGUUUGGCCUACUUGCACUCCAAAGGCAUAUUCCACCGGGACCUCACCUCCAAGAACUGCCUGAUCAAAUGUGAGGAAAAUGGCUACACGGCAGUGGUGGGAGACUUUGGCCUUGCAGAAAAGAUCCCCACCAAUCUUGCUGAAGUAGAGAAACUGUCCGUGGUUGGCUCUCCUUUUUGGAUGGCUCCAGAGGUGCUGAGAAAUGAACCGUACGACGAGAAGACCGAUGUCUUCUCCUUUGGUAUAAUCCUGUGUGAGAUCAUUGCGAGGGUCCAGGCUGACCCGGACUUCCUUCCCCGCACAGAGAACUUCGGCCUGGACUAUCACACGUUCCAGCACAUGGUUGGAGACUGUCCGCAUGACUUCCUCCAGCUGGCCUUCAACUGCUGCAAUAUGGACCCUAAACUCCGUCCUUCCUUCCCAGACAUCGUCCGGCACCUUGAGGAUCUUAUCGCAGGCCUUAAAGUUGAAGAGAUGGAGCACCAGUGCGACCCCCUCAGCGGGGACAACGACAAGAAGACCAAAGGGGAGAAGAUCCAGGGCUUCAAGCGACUGAACCCUCUCGGUUUCCAGGAUGAUAAAAUCCCUCCGAAAUCCCCUCGCCCCCGACGAAACAUCUGGCUCAGCCGCAGCCAGUCAGACAUCUUCUCAUGUAAAGCAGGAAGAAAAGUCAACGUCCAGGACCCUUACUACAACCCUCCCAUCGCUCAGAAACCCUCUAAAGCCCGCAAGAUCAACCCGUUCACCGCCCGAGAGGACCUGUGUGGGGGCAAGAUUAAGUUUUUCGAUGUGCCCAGCAAGUCUGUGUUCUCGCUGGUGUUUGACCUCCACUCACCUCCGGGGAGCGUGUUCAGUAACCAGCCGCCUUCUAAUGGACCUGGAGGGUCCCAGCAGGUGACGUCUUACUACUGGAGGCAGCUGCCAGGAAGACAGUGUCACUCUUUACCCGUGUCCCCCCAGCUGCCCCGCUCCGACGUCUUCCAGCUCGCUGCUGAUGUCAGCACCAAUUACAACGGUUCUGUUACCUGUAACUCCAGCCUGCUGUCCACUACGCUGAUAGCAACUAACUCCAGGUCUGACGCAGUCCUGGUGGGAAACGACGCCCGGCAGAAGGCAGCGAUGAGCGUCUGGGCGAAGAAAUACGUUGUGGUUGAAAUCCCACCUUACUGCAGGCAGCAAGGAGGGGAAGAGGACGGAGAGGUGGAGGGGAGGAAUGAGGACAAGGAGGAGGAGGAGGAGGAGGAGGAAGAAGAGGAGGAGGAGUUUGGGGAGAGCUGCUCUCCGAUGGUCCCCAGCAUUCUGAGAAACAGUGGAGAGGCGAUGGACUGCUCCAGCAUCCUGGAGGAAGAGGAGGAACGAGAGACAGCGACAGACCCCUCCCCCAUGUAACACACAUGUAAAUCUACACACACACACACACACACACACACACACACACACACACACACACACACACACACACACACACACACACACACACACACACACACUAGUGGGGAGGAUGUGGUGGAUUUGGAUCCAAGAAAAGGGGACUUGAGCCUCGUGAUGGAGCCUGGUGACUGAUGGACCUGGCACAUUUCAAAGAUUUUGGAAAAAAAAAAAUACAUAAAAAGGAAAAAGCACUUGAUUUCUCUAUCAAGUGAAUGUAUCACAUGUUGAUAAAUAAUAAAUCAAGCACACCUGAUGGAGAUAAAUAACUACUUAACAAAGUGUCAUACCCAGGUGAGACCGGGCAAGACUCCAUUUAGCACAAAAAAAACAACAGCUUUUAUCGACACAGUGGACACUCGGCAUAGAGAUUAUUUUUUUGGAAGAUGUUGUUUAUAUUUAAUAUUGUGAGAUGAUGUAGAUUUCUUUUUCUUUUAAAGGUUUCCUAUGUUAAUGCGUCUUGUGUAUGAAGAUCCCUUGUGUUGUGUAUGUGUGAGUGUUUAAAAUCAAAGCUUGUGUUUUGAUACUUUCCCUCUGUGUUCUUUAGUUUGACAAAUGUUUAUAUGAAAUCAAAAAAAUUCCCAUACAUUUCAGAUUUAUGAGACGCUGAUAUUCAGACGAGAAAAUGUGAGUGCCUGAAAAACAACACUCAUGAGACAGAUGUUUCUAUAUUUUACACCAAGUCUCCUCUGAAUGAUUCACAGGGAACUAACAGAAAUAGUGAAUUUAGAGAGGAGAUGGUUUUCGGUUCAGGAUUUCAACUAGCCACUCGUUGACAUAGUGGUGUUUUUGUUUGAUCAGGUCACUUCAAAUCUGUAAAACUAAAAGCAUUCACAAGCAGUGUUGUCAGAGCAUUAAAUCCAGAACACCAGCUGUAGGCAAACGGAUAGAAAGUCCUUUUCAAAGAUUCUUUUGCAUUUUAAAGUUGCUGCUCGAAGGCCGACUUUCAAAACUCAGAUGUCAGAGUUUACUUGAACACACCACCCGUUCUCAAAACAAUCUCCUCUUGCAACUCUGUUACCACACAAUGAAAAUAAAGCAAAAUAUAAGUGAAAAAGGAAAGUUUAAAGCAAGACUAUGUAACUUUUGAAAGACUAAAUAACUCAAUAUUUCUCACUUCAAUACACUCAGGGAUUUAGCCCCUAAAGUCUUACUUGGUCUGGUGAUAUGAACAGUAGCUUAUGGUGGCAAAUAUUAGCGAACUUUAGAUAUUGUUGUGUAACCGACAUUACUGAGUCAUUUUGUCGACUCACUGUGAAGUGCAACUCACAGUUUGUGUCACAAAUACAGUCUCCAAGGGGCAAGAAUGCACAUUCACCCUGAAGAAUGUCUACAUUAAAGCAACUGUCUUCAAAAAAUCCUCAGAAAUAACCACCUAUGGCCACAGUAGCUGCAGUUGUAGUCUUGCUUUAAAGUCAAACCGAAACAAAAAGAACCCUAGCAUCCUAAAGAAAAAACAGUGAACCUAUAAACUCAAGAGAGACUUUGGUUAAUAGAAUCAUUUUACUUACAGAAUACAGCUUAUGUUGGAUGAAUAAUAUUUAGAUUGGAGGGAAACGGCACGACCUGGUCUUUCCAGUUCUUUCCAUUCAGAUGUGCCCGAGUGUCGGAUGUUGAGUUUUCCACUCUGUUGUGAGGAAAGUAUCCAAACCAGACAGAGAGCUGAGCUGAGCUGAGCAUUUUCUGAAAACAUAUAAGAAGGUUUGUUCUAUCGAAAAUUAUCAGCACUAAAUAAAUGUUAAUUUUCCUUCAUUUUUUCCCCUGAAAAGAUGUUUUACAACUUUUUUUUUUUAAGGAUUUUACUUAAAUUUAAUAUUUAAUUAAUAUCACAUCCCCAAACAGAAGCUAAUUGUCUCACAGCAGGAUACUCUGACACGCUCCCUCCCUCAUGAGCUAACAUUUACUUCAACUUGUCUUCUGAUGACAUUUUCUUCUUUUAUUUUCACACUCCAAUGAAUAUAUGAAAUAGAGACAUUUCCUCUUCUUUUUACAAAAUGACUGUUAUAAAAUCAGAUUUAUAUUUGAUGAACCACGUUAGUCUUGUCUCUGCUGAUCUCAGUCCAGUCGCUUCAGUUGGAACUUAAAAAUGCACUUCUCCUCUGAACUACCCAUCACUACUUUUCUAUGCAACCAAUGUAACUUUUAUGACAUCGUUUUACAGUAUAAAGGAUCUAAUUUGAUAUUUAUGAGAAAAAAUAUUUUUAAUGUCUUACCUUUUGUAUAUAAAGUUUGUUACCUGCCUUGAUGAAUACAGACUGAGAUGUUUUUGC
Molecule: messenger RNA, 4888 nt
Organism: Anoplopoma fimbria (sablefish)
Lineage: Eukaryota; Metazoa; Chordata; Actinopteri; Perciformes; Anoplopomatidae
Gene: tesk2
Product: testis associated actin remodelling kinase 2
Exons: 13
Coding region: 684-2579 (631 amino acids)
Biological process (GO): protein phosphorylation; actin cytoskeleton organization
Cellular component (GO): cytoplasm; nucleus
Molecular function (GO): protein serine/threonine kinase activity; ATP binding
Source: RefSeq, a predicted model, not a curated record